AUGGCUUCAACCAGUGCUGAUUUUUUCAACGAUUGUGAGAGUACGGACGAUCUGUUUGCCAGCUCGGAAAGUAGCUUGCUUUUACCAUCCAGCUUCACGGAUUUAUCCUCCGCGUCCGAUGAGUGUUCAACGGAUAAUUUCCCAUUCGAAUCCUUGGCGUGGGAUAAAAAUCUGGUCAAUUUGUUUAACGAUUUUACCGAGGCUACUACUCACGAGCAGCAAGGCACUAACACAGUCACACGCGACGAGCGACAACACGAAGCGAGCACGGAUCUGUCACAACACCUGGACGCUUCACUACACCACACGCAAACCGCUUCCAGCAAGCGGUUGUUUGACGGUACAUUAGCGGAGCGGGCAACAAUCCGGACAGACAAUUGUUUAAACAGUACAGUGCACAAUUGUUCCGAACCGGAUGAACGCGAUCACUGUAACCAUGUGGAACGGUGGCACGAUGUUGGCAAGCUGUGCGAAACACUGCAUAAACACCGGACACACUUUGCGCAUCAACACAACACCACCGGCACCGGCAACACACCGCAUCACACUAACACUGUGAUCGGUACGGCGGAUGCACAGGCACUAGCCGCUCAAUCCGACGCCGAAUGCUGGAAUACGGACACACAGUACAGCGAGGCGCAAGACAGUGCGAAAGAUUCUGGGUACGAUGAACCCACCGCCACCACAACAACACAGCAGCACCUCACGGAUGCAACGGAAGUUUCCGGCCAGCAUCGAGAGAUUCAGGCACGAAUAAUAGACCUGCUGAAUCAAAUCGAGCGCAGUGUAAACGAAGGCAUCCCACUAAACAUUCGACGGAAGCCACGAUGGGAGACAUGCUUAAUCGAGGACGGAAUUCUCCAGACAACCGAUUCAGCGCGCGAAGGUAGAACGAUUAGGCCGGCCAGAACGCGUCGGCUACAGUUGAUGGUAAAACUAUUGGCUACCAUCUAUCAGCUGCUUGCCACCGGCACAUGCUGCACGAAGCGUGAACUUUACUACCUUCAUCUGGAGCUAGCGCAAACGCCCGGCUAUACGUAUGCCGCGCUGGACGAUAUCUGUGCCCUGCUGGAUGCCGAUCCGUGGGAAUUGAACGUUUUCAACACCUCGAAAGGACUGAUCGCCGGUCCGAUCGUGCUUACGGUUAGCGGUGGCACAACGAUCGACUGUGGCACGAACCGUUGGGGUACGGCAGUACCGUUGGAUGUGGGCAGUGUGGUAGCGAUUCAACUGUCCGCCAGGUUGGUGUUGGUCGUCGAGAAGGAUACCGUCUUCAAGCGGCUGGUUGAGGAUGGAAUUUUUGACCAGUUCCCUAACACGGUGGUGCUUAUUACGGCGAAAGGAUAUCCGGAUGUUUCGACCAGAUUGCUGCUGAAAAAGAUUGCCGACUGGACGAAAGUCCCCAUCUACGCCCUGAUGGAUGCGGACCCGCACGGGAUAGAAAUAUUUUGCGUCUACAAAUUUGGAUCAUUGGCAAUGGUACACCAGCAACAAUCGUUAGCCGUACCGUCGAUGCGCUGGAUUGGACUGUUUCCUUCCGACAUUGAGCUGCUAGGACUGCAAGGUGUUCCGUUACGCGAACACGAGCUGAAGCGCAUAGAGCAGAUGGUGAAGCGCCCGUACACGGAGGGACACAUUCAGCGGGAGCUGCUGUUACUCCGUCAGCUCGCUACCAAGGCGGAAAUAGAAAGUCUCUACAACAUUGCGUCCGAUUUCAUAACGACCGUGUAUCUGAAGGGAAAAUUCAACGAAUGUUUGAAGCAUAGCUCGAUGAAGGAACAUCCGUUCUUGGGUUAAAAUACGGUUUUACAUGGGAGGGGGGGCUUCUAUGAACUUUAGAUACAUAUAAACAUAAGAUAAGAUUUAGCGAAUCGACAGGUUCACGUAGUUAGAUGAACUGGAUUUAGCUUAACAUUUCUUUCCUUUGCCCUCCGAUUUUCCGAUACCCUCAGGGCCAACGUAUUUUAAAGGUCAUACUAAAUCAAAUAACAAUCUACACUUCACCGUAAAGAUAAAAUAAUUAGUCCUCCAGUUUUGUGUUUACUCUGUCGUCUUCUCUUCUGUGAUCCCUUCACCCAGCGGCCCAGCAGACCAGUUACCGUCGCUCUUGAACGGUGGUCCCGAUCGCUCGCCGCCUCGGGGCUUAGGGGUGGCACACGCACACACACAUAUCGCACUUUAUUGUUUCGCUACUUAAUGUUAAAUUGAUCAUUACACAGUUUCAUUCAACAUGACGCAAGGAUACUACUACUGUACUCUCAUCACUACACCUUUUCUCUUUCGCCGUUUGCAGAAUCAAAAAAGGGAGCCGCAUUUGGAAUUGUUGUUGCUGGUGUGUAUGUUUUAUACAUCUAUGUAAGAGAACAAAACAAAACAAAAAAGCACCCAAAACCCUCCAAUACGACUUAACGGAAGAACAUCUUUGCUUUCCCUCCUCUCUCCUCUGCCUACCCGUUUGUCCAACACAAAGUUCUUGGUCUCACUGUUCAAGCUGCACAGCCGAGUGCACAACACAAGAGAGAAGAAUGUGUACCAGAGUAUAAGGUUAAUUUAAUAUCUACGGUGCGCCUUUCCGCUAGUACUGCUGCUUUGGGAUUAUACUUGCAUCAACGGUCACUCGCCACACUGUACAACAACUGCACGCUUCUCUACAGCUUGGAAUGGAGAGCUCUACCAGCAACCACUCUGCGGUACAUCUCCAUUCGACCUCAAAUUAUCCAACGCAGGACAUGCGUUACUUUAAGCUCUCAACGCGAUGUGAGCCUUCCUAUUUCUUGUCCUGUAUACUACCAGGUAGGUUCAUUAUUGUGGUGGUAGCAAGUUCUUCCACCCCGGGGGAAACUCUGUAGUAGAGCGGUGCAGUGCUUUGGAAAUGGUAUUUACUAAAUCCUAGUCGAAUGCCCUUCUUCUCUAAAACAAUUCCAAUAUUGCUCAUCUUGUUUUCGAAAACAAACCAACAAAAUACCAACUAAAGCUCUAUAUUGACACUCGGUAGCAAAGUAACUGAAAAGCAGUACGGUACUCUACAGGACAGAUAUGGAAAAUGUUAAAUCUUCCCCACCUUUUCAUCUUUUUUCACCUUGUUAUUAAUAUUUAGCGUGUUUUUUUUCUUUUUUACAUACAAAUGCACUCACGCAAGUCUCACAACUUUACCGGUCUCUGUACAUAAGAAGCCACAUAAUGUCCUUCUCCAAUUAGUGGGGUAUGAUUUUUUUAAGUUUACAUUGUUUAUUUUAUGCCAUUUUUACGCUUGCGUACCUUCCAAUUUUCUAUCAGCCUAUCUCAUACGUUAGUACAAUACCAUACCAUACCGCUAAAGAAGAUCGCAAGACACACACACGCACACGCUACCCGAAAUUUAAUGUACAGUGCCUCUGGCGGAAACCCGGACACCUUAAAAUCAAGCAAAUAUCGGACCUUGAGGACGAUUUUUUUUUUAACUAGGGCUGGUCAAUCAUCUUCGCUCAUUUUGUAUAUACCUUUCCACUGAACCACUGACAAAAAA
This is a messenger RNA of Anopheles stephensi (Asian malaria mosquito), 3505 nucleotides long. It is a transcript of the gene mei-W68, whose product is annotated as meiotic recombination protein SPO11. NCBI's taxonomy places the organism in Eukaryota, Metazoa, Arthropoda, Insecta, Diptera, Culicidae. The coding region runs from base 1 to 1797 and encodes 598 amino acids. Gene Ontology annotation, cellular component: nuclear chromosome. Gene Ontology annotation, molecular function: ATP binding; DNA topoisomerase type II (double strand cut, ATP-hydrolyzing) activity; DNA binding. The record is from RefSeq and is a predicted model, not a curated record. Gene Ontology annotation, biological process: reciprocal meiotic recombination; meiotic DNA double-strand break processing; meiotic DNA double-strand break formation. The transcript is spliced from 5 exons.